AAAUUUUCGCACCGACAAUGUUUGUUUUUCGGCAAAAAUCGGGUUGCUUUGCGUACGAAUAACUGCAUUAAGUUCUUUUUUCUUCAUCCCGCACUUGUACGCUACGCACGAUAAGCGAUCCUUGUAGCCAACGAAAAGGCGUAUCGUUCACCGUGGAUCAAAGCUGGACAAAGGAGGAUUACACGAAGCUGAAACGUUCUUCCGGACAACUCGGGCCUGUGGUAUUGUGCCCACGUCCGCGGCGAUCAGGGACAGCGGUGGUAUCCUUGCUGCAUUACGUAAGAAACGAUCUACUGCAGCGAACCAACUGUCGCGACUUUUAGGUGAUAACAUCCCGCAAGCCGUAUGUGAAAGUUCUGUUCCACAGCCAAUCAGCAACAGGUCGGCGUUUUUGCGUAGAUACAAAACGCAACCCGAUAAAAAUGAACCGAUAGAAUCGCACGAUCUGCGGCGGGUGGUGAAGACAAUCUUGUGCAAUCAAACGGUGAUCGGUGUCCCGAUAACGUUUGCUGGUUACUAUAGAACAAUCCGUGAUUCGGUGCCGGACGUACGCACGCUACCCUCGCCACUGUACAAACUGGUCCAAAAAAGCCCCACGAAUGGACGGCACCGUUUGCUUGGACCGCUAUGUACUGCCUUUCGAUCGGGCACAUCAUCAGCAAACAUGAUCCCGCCAGUGAUCGGCAUACAGCUCAUGAAGGCGCACAUCUUCACCACUGCCAUCUGGUUUCCGUUGGUAAUCCUUAACACGAUUCGGGAUCAUUGUGGCUACCAUUUGCCGUUCUUUCCCAGUUCCGAGUACCACGAUUAUCAUCACGCGAAAUUUACUGAGUGCUUCGGAACGUUCGGGUAUCUCGAUUGGUUGCACGGGACGGACACAAAGUUCCGGAAGUCAAAGCAGCACCAGCGUCAUCGUACACUUUGGGGCAUUAAAUUGGCCCGAGAGUUGUAUCCGGAUAGCUGUUCUAUUUAAUUACAAAC
This is a messenger RNA of Anopheles moucheti, 981 nucleotides long. Its product is annotated as fatty acid hydroxylase domain-containing protein 2-like. Gene Ontology annotation, molecular function: C-4 methylsterol oxidase activity. The transcript has 4 exons. The coding region runs from base 665 to 973 and encodes 102 amino acids. Gene Ontology annotation, biological process: sterol biosynthetic process. NCBI's taxonomy places the organism in Eukaryota, Metazoa, Arthropoda, Insecta, Diptera, Culicidae. The record is from RefSeq and is a predicted model, not a curated record.